AUGGCGGAACUGGGGAAGAAGUACUGCGUGUACUGCCUGGCCGAGGUGAGCUCCCUGCGCUUCCGCUGCACCGAGUGCGCCGACAUCGAGCUCUGCCCCGACUGCUUCUCGGCGGGCGCCGAGAUCGGCCCGCACCGCCGAUGGCACGGCUACCAGCUCGUCGACGGCGGCCGCUUCACCCUCUGGGGCGCCGAGGCCGAGGGCGGCUGGAGCAGCCGGGAGGAGCAGCUGCUGCUGGACGCCAUCGAGCAGUUCGGCUUCGGCAACUGGGAGGACAUGGCUGCUCACGUGGGAGCAUCCCGAACGCCUCAGGAGGUGAUGGAACACUAUGUGAGCAUGUAUAUCCAUGGCAACCUAGGAAAAGCUUGCAUCCCUGACACUAUUCCAAACAGAGUAACGGAUCACACGUGUCCCAGCGGCGGCCCGCUUUCUCCUAGCUUGACCACGCCACUCCCACCGUUGGAUAUAUCGGUGGCUGAACAGCAGCAGUUGGGAUACAUGCCGCUUCGGGAUGACUACGAGAUCGAAUACGACCAGGACGCGGAGACUCUGAUCAGUGGCCUUUCGGUGAACUAUGACGAUGAUGAUGUGGAAAUAGAGUUAAAAAGAGCUCACGUAGACAUGUACGUAAGGAAACUCAAGGAGAGGCAACGGCGGAAGAACAUUGCACGAGACUAUAACUUGGUACCGGCCUUUCUGGGGAAGGAUAAAAAGGACAAGGAGAAAGCUCCCAAACGAAAGAUCACAAAAGAAGAGAAGGAGUUGAGGCUGAAACUGAGGCCUCUGUACCAGUUCAUGUCUUGUAAGGAGUUUGAAGACUUCUUUGAGAACAUGCACAAGGAGAGGAUACUUCGAGCAAAGAUUCGGGAGCUGCAGCGGUAUCGUCGAAAUGGAAUCACCAAAAUGGAAGAGUCGGCAGAAUACGAGGCAGCCAGGCAUAAACGGGAAAAGAGGAAGGAGAACAAAAACAUAGCUAGUUCCAAGAGAGGGAAGGAAGAUGGCAAAGAAGGUGAAUUUGCUGCCAUUGAAAACCUGCCUGGCUUUGAACUCUUAUCGGACAGGGAAAAGGUACUCUGCAGCUCUCUAAAUUUGAGUCCUGCACGUUAUGUGACUGUAAAAACUAUAAUCAUUAAAGACCAUCUCCAAAAAAGACAAGGAAUUCCUUCAAAGAGUCGCCUUCCCAGUUACUUAGAUAAGGUACUGAAGAAAAGGAUUUUAAACUUUCUAACAGAAAGUGGUUGGAUAUCCAGGGAUGCUUCAUGAAACUCAGCUGAUCUGAGAAAACACACCAGAGGCCCAUUAUAGCCUCCAGGACUCCGUUAUUUUUUCCUUCCCUCCCCAAAGAUACAGAAAUUAUGUCACUUAAAAACAAAAAAAAGCAAAUACAUAAACCCCCACAGUAUUCAUGAUCCAUGGUUCAAAUAGACUUUUGCUUUGGAUCAUGGAAAAUCCUUAAUUGUGAAACUUCUGCAUUGGAUUUCACUGCUUUUGGUACAUUAUUAGAACAGCUUGCUUUCAUGUGAACUUACUCAAGUCCAGUAGUCCCAGAGUAGUUACUUUACUCCUUACUAUUGGACAAAUGAAUAUCAGUGUAAUCAUUGCUUUUCUUUGAAGGUGGGAGAUAGUUUCAUUUGCUGGAAACUUUCUUCUCCCUUUGUUUUGUUUUUUUUGUGUAAUGCUGGCAGCAAAGUGAAGCUUACAAAAGUCCUGAGCUCAGGAGCACGGUGAGCGGGGAUUUUUGUGACCAUUGCUAAGCUUUCAGAACAUUCUCCUUAGUAACUACAGCCAAGGCGCUGGGAGAGCGGGGUGAGAGUUUCUGUUGAGAAUACAGCAGGGAUGAGCCGUGGCAGGGAGCGGAAGGAAAGAAAUGCGGUAGGUGAGAUGCCUUCAGGUACUUGUGCUGUGGAAAGGGUUCUUGAAGAGCUACCUUCACACCCAGCUGAUCUGGACAUAGCUUUGACUUCAGUUUUUGCUGAAAUAGACCCCAGUGAAGCUUCGAUGUUAACUAAUUAGUAGCAAAGUUGCAGUAGUACAUGGCAGCUGUGGUACUCUGUUCAGCACUGCUGUGAAGUGGCUGAUUUGGGCCAGAAAUGGGGUUUGGGAAAAUAGGCAGCGAGUUGUCUUGCAGUGAUUGGGAGCCUCAGGCAGCAAAAUCACAAUUUCUUCUUGUUGGGGGACCCUAUUCCUCCUUCUUCGGUAUCUGUAACUUCUGAGCUUGUAUGGGCUGAGGAGGUGUAGCUGCCUCCUUCUGCAUUUGAUUGGGAGGGACAGGGAAAGGGAACGAGAUUCUCAAUGGAGAG
Molecule: messenger RNA, 2300 nt
Organism: Gymnogyps californianus (California condor)
Lineage: Eukaryota; Metazoa; Chordata; Aves; Accipitriformes; Cathartidae
Gene: TADA2B
Product: transcriptional adaptor 2B
Exons: 2
Coding region: 1-1263 (420 amino acids)
Biological process (GO): chromatin remodeling; regulation of transcription by RNA polymerase II
Cellular component (GO): nucleus; SAGA-type complex
Molecular function (GO): chromatin binding; zinc ion binding; transcription coactivator activity
Source: RefSeq, a predicted model, not a curated record